UCCUUUUUCUCUCCCUUUUGCAGGCCUUUGCACAAGUGAAGACCCUCACAGUUGCUCUGCACGCUGCCUAGCUCUGAUUUCUCUGGCAGCCAAACAUCCCUGCCACUGGGACCUCGAGGGCUGUUUUCCCCUCCCUGCCCAUCUCCCCUGUGUCCGUGCCUGGGAGCUGGUGCCCAGCAGUAGCUCCAUCUGCCCAUCCCUCCUGCUGGACUGCUCCCCACCAUGUUUCAGCGUCUCACCAGCCUCUUCUUCAGUGACAGCAACACGCCAGAGGGCCUGGAGGAGCCCAAACCCUUUGUCGAGGAAGAGGAGGAGGAGGAUGGCUGGCUCAUAAUUGAUCUUGCAGAGGAGCCCGGCCUCGACGACGUGGGGAGCAGCCCCAUGGAGGACCUGCUCAUCGAGCACCCCAGCAUGUCCGUCUACGUCACCAGCACCCUCGAGGUGGAUGGGGAGGGCCCCGAGGACGAUGCUGCAGAGUGCAGGAGGGUGCUGCAGCCCCCCUCAAUCCCCCACCUGGCCCCAGACUGGUUCAGCGGGGGUGUAUCCCACAGAUGGGCGUCCCGCCGCGCCAAGCAGCUCCCGGGCGCCUUCGUCCACCAGCCCUGCCAGCGCCACUGCAACUACUGA
Messenger RNA from Ficedula albicollis (Collared flycatcher), 627 nucleotides. It is a transcript of the gene TP53INP2, whose product is annotated as tumor protein p53 inducible nuclear protein 2. Gene Ontology annotation, cellular component: autophagosome; nucleus. The record is from RefSeq and is a predicted model, not a curated record. Gene Ontology annotation, biological process: positive regulation of DNA-templated transcription; autophagosome assembly. The transcript has 4 exons. Lineage: Eukaryota; Metazoa; Chordata; Aves; Passeriformes; Muscicapidae. Bases 223 to 627 code for a protein of 134 amino acids.